This is a messenger RNA of Pseudophryne corroboree (corroboree frog), 457 nucleotides long. Its product is annotated as apolipoprotein C-I-like. NCBI's taxonomy places the organism in Eukaryota, Metazoa, Chordata, Amphibia, Anura, Myobatrachidae. The coding region runs from base 16 to 342 and encodes 108 amino acids. The record is from RefSeq and is a predicted model, not a curated record. Gene Ontology annotation, molecular function: fatty acid binding; phospholipase inhibitor activity. The transcript has 4 exons. Gene Ontology annotation, cellular component: high-density lipoprotein particle; extracellular region; very-low-density lipoprotein particle. Gene Ontology annotation, biological process: negative regulation of cholesterol transport; triglyceride metabolic process; negative regulation of lipoprotein lipase activity.
CAGGCACAUAAGAGGAUGUCUGGCUGUAAUCAGGGGAACAGAAGCUCUUUGUGUGCUGUCAGGUUGUUGUCUCCAGCUGUGGUGAAGAUGAAGCUAAUACUCGCAGUGUCUGUGGUCCUUGUAGCUCUCUCUGUGAUGGCAGAGCCUAGCUCCGCCCAGAGCGAAGAGUCCACCAUAAAGACUGGUUUGAAGUCCUUUGUAGAGUCAGUCAAACAAGUAGCCACCAAAGUGGGUGAGAAGACCAAGGCUGUAUUUAAAGAACUGCAUGAAAGUGAACCAGCCACCAAAGCAAGGAACUUUUUCAGCGACACAUUCCAGAAAAUUAAAGACAAGUUGUCCUAGUGAUGAACAUCAAUCAUUCCACUGAGAAACCCUAACUCCUGAUUGGGGCUGUAACUAUUUUUCAACAACAAGCUCAAAUGUUAUAACAACUUAAUAAACUGUAUGUUGUUUGAAA